Messenger RNA from Sclerotinia borealis F-4128, 1839 nucleotides. NCBI's taxonomy places the organism in Eukaryota, Fungi, Ascomycota, Leotiomycetes, Helotiales, Sclerotiniaceae. The record is from the annotation of a GenBank genome assembly.
AUGGGGAUUCCGCAUUUAAUAACGUUCUUGCGACCUUACGCGACUCUCGGUUCAUUGAAGGACAAAGAUAUUGUGAUUGAUGGUCCAGGAUUGGCAUAUCAUAUCUAUCAUAUAUGUUUAGGUAUUAGAAAGUCUGCUGGGAAUUAUUUUGAAGCAAAUCCAUCUUACAAAGAGCUUGGGGAGACCGUGUUAGCUUGGUUGGAUGGUUUGGAAAGAAGUGGUGCUGUUGUGAAGCGGAUAUACUUCGAUGGAUUCUUACCCCCAGCUAAAUUAGAUGUUCGUUACCAGAGGCUUAAUCGAAAUACACAGUUAUUAGAAAAAUACCAUAAUGGGCAUGCAUCUGGCUUGAGAUAUCGACCUUCAUCGACAACGCGAACCAAUCCUCCGUCAUUCCCUUUCGGAUUCGUUUCCCAACGUCCUAAAUUUACAAGCCUUCCAGCGUCAUCCUUUCUCGUACCUUCUAUCAUUGAAGCAUUGCAGGCCUCCCACAAAUUUAAACAUCUUGUUACAGUUGUACCGGGAGAAGCGGAUACAUAUUGUGCAAGCUAUUUGAGUCAAUAUGGUGGAAUCGUUCUUACUGGCGAUUCUGACCUCUUAGUUCAUCAAAUUGGCAAGAAUGGCUCGGUGGGCUUCUUCCAAGAUAUUGAAUUAUCGUCGUCCAAUGCUGAUUCGCAAGUGUUACAAUCUAAAAUCUUUCAGGCUAGAUCUAUUGUUAAGCGCUUAGGUCUUCCACCUUCUUACGGUAUUCGUGCCCUUGCUUUUGAGAUUAUCAUGGAUUGCCACGGUAGCUUUACCAAAUUGUUGAAACAAGCGACUACAUUGACCGCUAUCAAGCAGUACGAAGGGUUGUACGAAGACUUUGUCAAAGAGUAUCUGCCAGUGUAUAUUGAUGUAGCCUCCUCCACAUUAGCGCUGGUAGAACCUUCUGCAGUUAAGACUGCUCUUCAAGCCCUUGAUCCUCGUGUUUGUGAGUAUGUUCUUCAGUUUCCUUAUUUCAUGAGAUGUCUCGGCCUCUCCCAGCCUGGCACAUCCGAGGAUAGUGCCAGCAUCAAUAUCUUUCUUCCAUUUCUCAUUGAUUCUCCAUCUCGAACCAAUGCCUGGGAGAUGUCUACAUCCAUACGUCAAUUGGCAUAUGGUUGCAUCAAUUUGAUACUUCCAAUCGAAGAGAGGAGAACAUCCGUUUUUGAACAUAAAAGACAAGCCAAAGGCUCCCACGGGAGAGAGUGGGAGAUCCCAGCGGCUUCAGACAUUUCAGAAGCUUGCACGGAAGUUUUAAAAUUCCUUCACGAAACCCGGAUCAAAUUCGAAGAACAAACCAUUGCCGAUAGCUGGACCGCUAUUGCAUUUUUACAAGAUGUCAAGUGGUCGGAGUCAAUGGAUAAAGCGAGCCUGGGCCAAAAGGUUUUGGCUGGACCCCAAAUCUCAGAUCCUGAUGACACUUCUCGUAAGGCGAGCGAGUGGGAUUGGGAGAAGAUACAUGUCAUGGCUCAAAUUCAAGGAUCCUUUUACUCCUUCAGGAUUCUGAAGCAGAUGAUAACCUUUCUGGAUUUGAUUGGUGGUCGUGAUUCACUUCCAGGACCAGUGUUGCAAGUAAACGAUCUACUUCAAGACCUCCCAAGCCUCGAUGCCCUCAAUGGUUUCGAGCAAUUGGACUCCAUGUUGAUGACGAUGAAGGAAUCGAUCCUUGAAGAUUCAAGUCAAGAGAAAGAAUCAUUAAAUACCGCAGCUGCAGAGAUGUCAAAGCAAAAGCAGAAAAGGAAAAGAGAUCAAUCGAAUCCGUCCGCUACAGCAAAUAAGAAACCAACGAACCCUUUUGAUGUAUUGGGUUCUGAUUGGUGA